This is a messenger RNA of Cantharellus anzutake, 1651 nucleotides long. RefSeq lists its product as uncharacterized. The transcript has 4 exons. NCBI's taxonomy places the organism in Eukaryota, Fungi, Basidiomycota, Agaricomycetes, Cantharellales, Hydnaceae. The record is from RefSeq and is a predicted model, not a curated record. Gene Ontology annotation, biological process: proteolysis. Gene Ontology annotation, molecular function: serine-type endopeptidase activity. Bases 93 to 1349 code for a protein of 418 amino acids.
GCAAAAACCGGGUUUCACAUUGUGCUGAUACACUAUAUAUAUGGCUCUUCAGACGUCCUCUCAGUCUUCCUUGUGCUCUCACCUGUUGGCCAAUGAAGUUCUCAACCAUGGUCAUUCCCAUUGCUGUAUUCGUUUCCACUAUCACAAUGGCCCUUGCUGCUUCUGUUCGUACCAAGCUGAAGGGUCCAGUAAAGCCCGACUCGUACAUUGUUGUGCUGAAAUCUGGUGAAGAUAUGGAACAUCAUAUCGAAGGUAUCACUCGGAUAUCCGCCCGGAGCCCUGGGUCAGAAUUUUCAAUCAAUCACCGGUAUAAAAUGCUGAAUGGCUACUCUGCACAUGUAACUGGAGCAUCCCUUUCUCGAAUUUUCAGUUGCCCCGAAGUUGAAUAUGUCGAAGCUGACGCCAUAGUUUCCAUUUGCGAUGGCCUCCAUGAAGUGAAUGAGGGGCUUGUGACAGAGUUCAACGAUGUCCCAGCCGAAAUAAGGGAUGACCCAGGCGAACUCGGAGGACGCGCCGAUAGGAAGCCAGUGGAGCUUAUUGUGGGAGCGGCCGGUCUCGCCCCUUUCCACUUCUCCUUUAUGGAGGCGGACGGGUCGACCCGUGUAGUUGGAGGUGCUGCCGUUGAUCCUCGCGGUAACCCCUUGGUAGAUCUCAACGGUCAUGGCACAAUGGUGGCCGGGAGAGCAGCGGGGAACAUUUAUGGCGUGACGACCUGGCCCACCAUUUAUUCGAUCAAGGUUUCCAAUUCAAGGGAAGCAGCGACGACCGACGUAAUGCGAGGCAUCGAGCUCGCUGUCGAACGAUUUGAAUCCACUGAAUCCCAUUCCAUCUUUAUAUUAACCUUCAUCUCCGACUUCGAUUCCAUUCUUAAUAUGGCCGUCAAUGAUGCCGUCAAGAGGGGUUUGCCCAUUGUAGUCCCUGCAGGGGGAGGCAGCAAGAACGUAGACGAGAAAGUCAGUCCUGCUUCCGCUGCUAACCCUAUCGCCGUUGGCGCUAUCGAAGACUGUACUCCGCCUCGGGUUGCAUCGUUCUCCAACUGGGGACCUACGGUUAUCGCUUUUGCCAAAGGCACCGCUGUCGUUCCUUCGAUCAGCGGCGCGGGUGAGUGGCAGACUGAGACUAGCACUACGAUGUCAGCUGCAUAUGUUGCGGGUUUGUUAGCCGAAUGGUUAAGUUACCAUGAGAAAUUGGUGACACCUGUUCAGCUAAAGAUUGACCUCAAGGCCCAUUUCUCCAAAAACGUUCGGGAUCCAGAUGGAAUAAUGAAGUGGAGUGCAAGACCCUUCCGACUUGUACCCAGUCAGAGGAGCUCCGUGGACGCGCAAAAUAAUAGCUUUUUUACGCAAUAGGGGGCCUCACAGUUGAUUAAAGUGGAGCUAAACUGGGUUCUGAAGUGGUUCUAAAUUCCACCUCAAGUAGGGCCUCAGUUUAGAGCGAGUUUAGGGUCACUUCAAGGGUGCUCACAGUUAGAGCGGUUCUAAAGUGUGUCCAAAGUAGCUUGGGCCUGGAUCACCUUGGACAACCGAUAUCUAGACCUAUAGAGGGGGGUUCUCAGGACGUUUGAAGAGGGCCUAGAGGCCUCUUUUGUAUGGGAACAUCCUAGGACGUCCUGAGAUGUCCUGACAAUUCACUUUCAAUUCAAAUGUUCAAG